Molecule: messenger RNA, 1572 nt
Organism: Peronospora farinosa
Lineage: Eukaryota; Oomycota; Peronosporomycetes; Peronosporales; Peronosporaceae
Source: the annotation of a GenBank genome assembly
AUGGGUGGAAGUACCGCAACGUCUACGGAUUCGACAAGCAUGUCGCGUGGAACAAAGCGUAGCAUUGAACAAGUUAGUGAUAGUCUACUAUGUAACAGCCUCAAGGAUUUCAUGACUAGAAAACCCGAGAAUGUUCUUCUUACAGAUCUUCGUGGUAUAUUGAUGGACCAUUUGCUGGAAAAUAUACCGACGGAUAUCAAGUAUACGGUACUAUUUGUAUGCGAGGAGGUGCCAGAUCUACGACAGAAAGAGGUUACGUUGGCAAAGAAGACAGAUGUGGCUAUAGAGAUCCCUCUGUUGAAUGGUUUGGAGGAAGACUACCAGUUCCAUUGUCGACUAUCUGAAGGUGACAGUAUUCCACACUGUGACGCCACGCUACUCAAGAUUCCAAUGUCUAAGCAUGAUAUUGAAAGGGAGAAGCAUGCGGUUAAAAAGGCUAUGAAGAAAAAGAUUAAGAAGUUUAAGAAGAGCACGGGCGAAUAUACCAGACCUAGUGCAGAAUUCUACGUGCUGUCUGCAGAAGAGCUGAAGGUACAUUUGCCGUCGAUUCCGUUUGAAGACGCGAAAGCUGCGGCAAAUUUCGUUUCGACAAAGGCACUGCUGAAUGGUGAAACAAGAUCAGCUGAACAGCUCUUGCUAGCUCUUGACUGCGAGAUGUGUCGUACCACAAAAGGCGUCGAGCUUACGCGCGUCACACUGAUAGACGCUAGUGAAAAGGUUCUGUUGGAUGAGUAUGUGCGACCGAAGAACCCUAUUGUUGACUAUUGCACACAAUAUUCAGGCAUCACGUGUGAGAUCAUGGAGGGUACAAUCAUGCGGCUUGCAGAUAUCCAGGAGAAGUUCUUAGCUCUUGUUCCUGCAGAAGCCAUCCUGGUUGGUCAUUCAAUUGAGAAUGAUCUUCAAGCACUGCAGGUGCUGCACCGACGGGUCAUUGAUACUGCGUGCAUGUAUCCACAUCCUAAAGGACCCCCAUUUCGCUCCGCUUUAAGAUUUUUGACGAACCGGUUUCUUCGCCGUGCAAUCCAGACAGGCACGGACGGUCAUUGCAGUGUGGAGGACGCUGUAGCAACAUUACAAUUGGCACAGCUUAAGAUUAAGCACGGUCCCACGUUUCCAAGCAUCGAACACGAAUACAAGCAGAAGAAGGUGGUGAACGAGAUGGCCAUGGCUAAAAAAUCGGUCCUGAUUGUCGACUCGCAACGUUCGUGCAGGUCCCUAAGUGGUGGCGUUGCGUGCAUUAUUCCACGUGAAGAUCCUAGCGAGGUUGUGCAGACAGUCGUGCAUCAAUUAACGACGGGCUUUCCUCCGCAUCUUACGUGGGCCCGCGUACGUGGAGUCAAGCGUUCAGAGGUUGAGGCGUAUGUGCAGCAGAUUAAAGCUAAUCUGCCUGAGCACUCAUGCCUCGUAACAGUGCUUAGUGGUGAUACUAACAACCUGCGCGAGCUUCAUAAACGCCGCACAGCACGAACUGAUCCAAGGAGCUCACUUAUGUGGGACAAGAAGCAGCAAGAGUUUUUGGAUGCGGCGGCAUUAGCAGCUCAGACAGGGCUUGUACAUAUUUGCGUGCGAUAA